Molecule: messenger RNA, 2124 nt
Organism: Triticum dicoccoides
Lineage: Eukaryota; Viridiplantae; Streptophyta; Magnoliopsida; Poales; Poaceae
Exons: 6
Coding region: 557-898 (113 amino acids)
Source: RefSeq, a predicted model, not a curated record
UUUCGACACGUUACGGAAUUCUCGCACUUUCCGAAAUUACCCCUCACUCCGCUCACAGCCCACUCGCUCACUCGCUCGCCUCUCUUCUCCCCGUCGCUCCCCUCUUCUCCCCGUCGCUCUCCCCGACUCCCGCCGGCAUCUCCCUGACUCCCCGUCGCCGGCCUCUCUAGCAUAUCUCCCCGUCGCCGCCACCUUUCUCCGCGUCCAUAGCCGGCAUCCAUUCACGUCCGGCGUCCACUCAUAGCCGGCGUCCAUUCACGCCCCACAUCCAAGGUCAAAGAAUGAAUUUUUUGCGCCGGCGACGAGCUUCUGGGCGACAGAGGCGAUGGAUUUGCGUGCGCCGGCGCUCGAUCUAGGCGAGGGAGGCGCUGGAUCUGCGCUCGUCAGCACUGGAUGCAUAGUGGAGGCCGAGCGGCGUAUCUGGAGAGGCGCGGGAGCAACUGGCGGAUCUGGAGCGGCUUGGUCAUCCUCACGGAUCUGUGUGCCGGACUCCACUACGGCUCUGAAGCCUUCACAAAGUUACUAAAAUCGUGUGAUUGUUGCUGUGCAAGCAAAGAUGAAGCUGAUGGAUCACCCCAGGCCCAGAGCAACUUGCUGGUGGAUUCUGGAGUAUGUGUGUGAAUUGCUGAAUGGAGUAGAAUGGUGGAGUGCAGUUGAGGUCUGGGACAACCAUCUUCUGCUGCUUUCAGUUCAUUCCUCUCUUUGCUACGUGGUCAUUGUUUCAGGACAGAUCGAGUUCGUUUCCAGCGACAGCAGAGAGAUGUACUCCAGCAGAGGAUCAAAUGAUCAGAGAGAGGAGAUGAACCUGGGCACCAACCGAACCCAGCAGAAGCUCCUGGACGUGAGAGAGGAGGAGCGCCUGCGCCUGGAUGCAGUAAUUUUCAAUAUACUUGAAUAAGGCUGAUGAUCGCCCUUGCCAUAUUUCUUCGUGAUUGAUUCUGAUGUGCUACACUUUGGCAAGUCUUGUCUUCUUCUGCUUUGUACUUUUGUCCUUGCUUAACAUUCAUAGUAAAGUGAUUUAAGACUUGAAGAACAUGAUACGGUUCCAUCGCAAAAGAAGAAGAAGAACAUGGUACGGUCUCACUGUGAGUGUUAGCUCUCUACUAAAUGUUGCGUCUUUUUUAUAAAAUUAGUAACAAACAUUUAGACAAGAUUUUUGGUACAUGUUGCAUGUUGUUGUGGACUGAUUAUUUGCUUCAUUUAUCAACAUCUUGUUGAUUUAUGAUUCUUCAGUAAAGCCACACAUACAUGGCGUCACUAAAUGUUCUAUCUUGGAAUGAUAUCUAAAAACACGAGCUUGUAGAAGACAACUAAUUUUUUCUUAGCCGCUAUCACUAACGAGCUUUUAUGUCUGAACAUUGAAAUUAUAUUAGUAAUACAAGCUUUAAUCGCCAUUAACUGCGGUGGAUGCAUGUCAUGACCACCGAAUGGGUAGGAAUGUUGCAUGGUCAGUUUUCUUUUAAUCCUUACAUGCAAGAAUGUAAUGCAUCUCAUAAUCUAAACAGAUGUGAGAAAGAAAUAAAAAUAGUACUUACAAUAAUAAUAAUAAUAAUAAUAAUAAUAAUAAUAAUGAGAUAGGCUCAACAAACCAUAAAUGAAGGAGAGUAUGUAUUAUACCACACACUUAUGUUAUACGCCCUCUGAAUGCGUUUUGAAUCACCGGGCAGAUUGUGGUCUUCUUCUAGUUUCCAAAUCUGCCCAUAAUUCAAUUUCACUGCCUGCCUAAGUCCACUUUGUAUGUUUUGAGUCCAUUCGGGUUUGGUUUUGUUAGGUUUUAAAUUCAAACAUGUUUGUAUUUUUAAAAUUUGGAAGUUUGUAAAAAUCCCCAAACCACUUAAUGUAAGUUCCCCAUAUUUGUCAAUUAUCUUGGUCUAAAUCUUUCUUUUCUUCAAUCUUCUGUUUAAUAAUUGAAAAAGAAAAAAAAACAAGAAGGAGAGGUCCAUCAGCCAGCAUACAGCCCAGCUAAACUUUCGUGGUCGGCCUAUCCACCCCCGCUAACCCUCUAUAGCAGCCAGGAGAAGGACGCGGCUAAUCUGCACCCGAGCUCAUAUGCUCCCGCAUGAACAGUAAAAUCGAAAAAAAUAAAAUAAAAAUUCAAAAAAUUUCAAUUUUUUUUUAGUGAAA